GUAUAUGCACCUAAAGCUGGUUUGCCAACCGCCACAAAAACGUCAAAGAAGAAGAAGCGUGUUGUGAAGGAUGGCAGGACCAGCUUCAGUCGCUGGUGAUGUGUUUGUUGAUGCUCUGCCUUAUUUCGACCAGGGUUAUGAUGCUCCAGGGGUCAGAGGAGCCGCAGCUGCUUUGGUGGAAGAAGAGACGAGACGAUACAGACCAACCAAGAACUAUUUGAGCUACCUGCCCACACCAGAUUUCUCUGCUUUUGAGACCGAGAUCAUAAGGAAUGAGUUUGAGAGACUGGCUGCUCGUCAACCCAUGGAGCUGCUCAGUAUGAAGAGAUAUGAGCUUCCUGCUCCAUCGUCUGGGCAGAAGAAUGACAUCACAGCAUGGCAGGACUGUGUCAAUAACUCUAUGGCCCAGCUGGAGCACCAGGCAGUGCGCAUUGAGAACCUUGAGCUCAUGGCCCAGUAUGGAACUAAUGCAUGGAAGGUGUCUAAUGAUAACUUGGCCUUAAUGAUUGAAAACGCACAAAAGAAACUGCAGAAGGUUAGAAAGCAGAUACAGGACCUGAACUGGCAGCGCAAAAACGAUCAGCUGGCUGGAGGAGCCAAACUACGAGAACUUGAGUCAAACUGGGUGUCUCUCGUUAGUAAGAACUAUGAGAUUGAGCGCGCCAUCGUCCAGCUGGAGAAUGAAGUGGCACAGAUGAAACAGCAACAGGGUGAUGAGAACAAAGAGAAUAUUCGACAGGACUUUUAAAUAAUGAAAACAGUUCAACUCCAUCUUGAAACUGUGUAGACUUUGUAAAAGCAAAUGAUCAAAGUGUGGCAUUGUUUUUUAAAAAUGUUUUUGUUCCAUUUUCAUGAUGAACAGAGAAAAUAUUCUUUAUAAAACACAAAUGAGCAAUAUAGUGUUGUAGUGCAAACAGAGGAUAUGCCAGUUUAUAAUUCAUGAUUUUGCACCAAAAUUAAACAAGAUGUCCAUUUCGACUCUGGAAAUCAGUAACUCACAUUCGUUUACCUGAUGGACGU
Sinocyclocheilus grahami is the source of this 1020-nucleotide messenger RNA. RefSeq names its product BCAS2 pre-mRNA processing factor. Gene Ontology annotation, biological process: mRNA processing. The transcript has 7 exons. Gene Ontology annotation, cellular component: catalytic step 2 spliceosome; precatalytic spliceosome; Prp19 complex. NCBI's taxonomy places the organism in Eukaryota, Metazoa, Chordata, Actinopteri, Cypriniformes, Cyprinidae. Bases 71 to 748 code for a protein of 225 amino acids. The record is from RefSeq and is a predicted model, not a curated record.